Hermetia illucens (black soldier fly) is the source of this 2063-nucleotide messenger RNA. RefSeq names its product acyl-CoA desaturase 1-like. The record is from RefSeq and is a predicted model, not a curated record. Gene Ontology annotation, biological process: unsaturated fatty acid biosynthetic process. The coding region runs from base 347 to 1777 and encodes 476 amino acids. NCBI's taxonomy places the organism in Eukaryota, Metazoa, Arthropoda, Insecta, Diptera, Stratiomyidae. Gene Ontology annotation, cellular component: endoplasmic reticulum membrane. The transcript is spliced from 7 exons. Gene Ontology annotation, molecular function: stearoyl-CoA 9-desaturase activity; iron ion binding.
ACGUAGUUGAACUAACUUGAGUAUUCCGUCAACAGUCAAACAGUUCGGAUCUUCGAAUUCAAUCUACUAGUGAUAAUCCACAAACAAAAACAAAAAAAGGACAUUUAUCCCGUCGUGAAAUAUCCCGCAAUUGAGGAAUUAAUCGGAAUUUUAAUAAUCAACUAAAGUGCAUUAUAAUUUUUUAAAAAAAUGUGCAUAAGUGACUCAAACUGAAAAAAAUAAUUAAAUUUAUUUAAGAAAUAAGUGUGCAAUAUUUAGAUAUUUCUAAAUAUUUUGUGUGCAUUAUAUUUGAAAAGGAUUUUUUGUAAAAGGAUAACAUAAAGAAUUAAAUUUCAAAACAUCCAAAAUGGGAGCCGAAGCAGAAUCUCUAUUAGUCAAUCGACAUCGUACAAAACUCGAUACAGAUGUCAUAAUCAAGAAGAAUUUCUCUGAUGAGGAAACUGAUCACAAAAAACAUUCAUCUGUUGAUUAUCUUCAAGAACGGAUAGCAAUUGAACGUGUUCCAGAUACAGAUAAUAAUGGCAAUGAUGACAAUGGAAACCAUUCGAAUAAUUCAACAAAUGAUACGACAAACAAAACAAAAGUUAUCCUUGAUAAAAGCAAUCUAUUACCCGCUGAUAUAGGAACAGAUUUCAAUUUCAAAAGAAAGAUAGUCUGGAAAAAUGCUAUUGGAUUUCUUUUUUUACAUUUACUAGCUGUGUAUGGUUUGAUAAUACAACUUUUAGGAUAUGCUGAUUUUCGAACUAUUUUGUAUACUACUUUUUUGAUUAUUGCAAGCGGUAUGGGUGUUACAAUGGGAGCGCAUAGAUUAUUUACACAUCGGUCAUUCAAAGCAAAGACCUGGGUUCGAGUUCUUCUAUUGUGGAUGCAUACUAUGGCCGGCCAGAACUGCAUGUACGUUUGGGUACGUGACCAUAGACAACAUCAUAAAUAUUCAGACACUGAUGCCGAUCCACAUAAUGCUUCGCGUGGAUUCUUCUUUUCUCAUGUUGGGUGGUUGAUGUCCAAGAAACAUCCAUUGGUUAUUGAGUACGGAAAGAAAAUCGAUAUGUCAGACAUGGAAGCUGAUCCCUGGAUUAUGUUCCAAAAAAAAUACUACAAAACCAUGUAUUUGAUUUUCACCGUUCUCAUCCCGACCUCGAUUCCGAUUAUAUUCUGGAAUGAAAGCUACCUCGUGUCCCUAUUCACAACUUACUUCUACCGAACUGUUGUCCAAUUGAACUUCACCUGGUGCGUCAACAGCGUUGCCCAUAUUUUCGGGAAUAAGCCAUAUGAUAAAAACAUGCUUCCAGUUGAAUCCCGAGCUGUAGCCAUUAUGGCAGCUGGCGAAGGAUGGCACAACUUCCAUCACUCCUUCCCAUGGGACUACCGUGCAGCUGAAUUGGGAAUGCCCCACAAUUUGACCACGACCCUUAUCGAUCUGCUUGCCAAAUAUGGACAAAUCUACGACCGUAAAUUCGUGAGUGAUGAAGUCAUCCGUAAACGUUGCCUGCGAACUGGCGAUGGAUCUCAUCAUAAACACGGUAGAAUGCCAGAGGAGAUUCCCGAAGGAGAGCUGAUCCUGCGCAAGUACAUUGUUGAGAAGCAAAAGCUCGAUCAGUUCCGUAAUCAUUUGGAGAACUACGCGAAGGAAGAUGAUCUCAAUAAUAACAAUAAUAAUAAUGGCAAGGAUAAGCUACAGGUGAAGCAACCUUGCGCCGAUAGUAACAAUAGUUGUAAUAAGGACUUAGUGUGUAAGUUGAAGGAUAAACAGGCGCUGAAUGCCUGCAGUGCCUAAGUCACACGCGUACCUGUACUGAACGAUGGGGUUUGUUCUGCUGUAGUUCCAUUGUCUCAUUUUGUACAAUAUUUAGGGAUUAAUAUUAUUAUUGUAGUUUUAUUCCAAGUGAUUGUUUAAUAGUAGGCCUAGAAAACUAUUAUUAUUAUUAAUAUAAUUAAAUUGUUUGUGGUUGUUGAUUGCGCUUUAUAUCACUAUGUAGAUAUGGCUAGUGUUCGUAUUUACGAGCAUAUUUUAUAAAAAUCAUAUAAAAUAAACAAAAAUAAUAUUUGAAUGGUAUGGAAAA